GCGAGGGAAGGAGGCUGCCGGGUCACUUUGAGAGCGCAUCUAGCGCACCACACCUCCAGGACGCGCUCCACCGACACACGCUGAGCGGCGACGGCAUGUGUCACAAGACCAAAAUCCCUUUUUAGCGUGGACCAGUCUGGCCGAGAGUUACCGCGCAGCCGACUGGAAAUGAACUCUGAAGGCACAUGUCGGUCUCAGAGCAUUCACGAUAAGAACAGGCGCUCCUCCUCGUUUCCCAUCCACAUGAGAAGUUUGACUGGAGCUGGCUGAAAGGGAGGCUACCCGUGCUUCCGAUUGGCUGUUAAAUUCUCUGUAUCGAGCAUCUCGACGACUGCUUGUUCCACGGGACAUUUAGGGUUGCAUGCCUGAGUGCCAAGAAACUGCAUUACGUGGGAGACUUCUGCUAAAGACGCAACGAGGAUGGAGGAGAGCACGGAGCAAGGACGCGCUCAGGAGAACGGACGCAGUGACGCCAUGGCCAGAGAACCCCGCUCCUCUCCCUGCAACAGUCUGAGGAUGUUUCUGGUGGCUUUGUCCUUUGCCUAUUUCGCAAAGGCUCUGUCGGGGAGCUACAUGAAGAGCACAAUAACCCAGCUGGAGAGGCGCUUUGACAUCCCCAGUUACCUAAUAGGUGUCAUUGACGGGAGCUUCGAGAUUGGUAACUUGCUGGUGAUAGCUUUCGUCAGUUACUUUGGGGCCAAGCUCCACAGGCCAAAGAUCAUUGCAGUGGGCUGUGUACUGAUGUCUAUUGGCACCUUCAUCAUCGCUCUGCCUCACUUCAUCAUUGGACGCUAUAAAUUUGAAACGUCGGUGCGGUGGGUCGUGAACUCCACCCAGAAUCCAUCGCCAUGUCCGGUGGGCUCACCAGCAGACUUGACGCAAGAUGGUAGACUGCCUCAAGUGCCAGCAGCAGGAUGUGAAAGCGAAUCCAACCUCUCUAUGUGGAUCUACGUGCUGCUGGGAAAUGUCUUGCGGGGGAUUGGAGAAACACCUGUACAGCCUCUGGGGAUCUCUUAUAUAGAUGAUUUUGCUACUGAGGAGAAUGCUGCACUAUAUGUUGGCUGUGUGCAGACUAUUUCGGUGGUUGGCCCUGUUUUCGGUUACCUCUUAGGCUCCCUUUGUGCCAAAAUCUACGUGGAUAUUGGAUUUGUGAAAAUGGAAACCAUCACCAUUACACCAGCAGAUGCUCGCUGGGUGGGGGCCUGGUGGUUGGGCUACCUCAUAGCCGGGGUAAUCACUCUGCUUUCUGCUAUCCCAUUCUGGUUCCUGCCCCGCUCUCUACCCAUAUCGGGGCCCCGGGUCCCAGAGAAGUGCACACCAGAGCAGACAAGUUUCAUCAAAGACUCCCCCCUACUGAAGCAGAAGUAUCAAGCAGACGAACAUACAAGUUUUAUAGAGAUGGCCAAAGACUUUAUUCCAACCCUGCGGACUCUGCUGGCGCACCCCGUCUACCUGAUCUACCUUUGUGUGACAAUCAUUCAGCUGAACUCUCUCAUCGGCAUGGUCACUUACAAGCCCAAGUACAUUGAGCAGCAUUUCAGGCAGUCUGCUUCAAAGGCCAACUUUCUAAUGGGUGUGAUCAAUAUACCCGCUGUGGCACUGGGGAUGUUUUCUGGAGGUCUCCUGAUGAAAAGGCUGAAGCUGAACAUCAUGGGAGCAGCCAGGUUUGCCUUUGGCACGUCUCUGAUUGGUUACAUCCUAUCAAUGUUUUUCUUCGCGAUGAGCUGCGAGAAUGCCAAGGUAGCCGGGGUGACACUGGCGUACAACAGCAUGGACGUGAUAUCGUACGACAAACACUCUGUGUUCACAUCCUGUAACUCCAACUGCUUUUGCUCAUCGAGUGACUGGGACCCGGUCUGCGGAGAGAACGGCAUCACAUACGUGUCUCCGUGUCUGGCUGGCUGCACCACCUCUGCUGGCUCAGGGAAAAACACAGUCUUCUCUAACUGUAGCUGUGUCGGUGUGGCCGGUAACUUUACGGCCAGUACAGGCCAGUGCCCUCACAAGGACGACUGUGACAGGAUGUUCCCGUACUUCCUGGCUCUCUCUGUCAUCACUUCCUUCAUCAUCUCUCUUGGGGGGACACCAGGCUACAUGUUUCUCAUCAGGUGCAUCAAGCCACAGCUGAAAUCUUUGGCUCUGGGUUUUCACGCUUUGGCAACGCGCACUCUCGCCGGGAUCCCUGCGCCCAUCUACUUUGGAGCAAUCAUUGACACCACGUGUCUAAAAUGGGGUCAGAAGAGGUGUGGAGGCAUUGGAGCGUGCAGAAUCUAUAACACCACCGCAUACAGGAUAGCGUACCUGGGCCUGACUCUGAGCCUGCGGACCAUCUCAUUCAUCAUUUGCAUCCCGGGCUUCAUCCUGCUCAGUCGACAGCUGAGGAAGGAGGAACGGAGCGCGCUCCACGGAGCCCUGACCAACGGCGGGACUGAACUGGAGGCGCUCCGGAUGGAAGAGUUUGUGAUUUCGAACUCCGACCAAUCGCAGCACACAUCAGGCAACAGCACAGACAGGCAGACGAGGCUGUGACAGCUUCCAGCAGAACAGGCCUCCUACGUCUCCUUCACACUAGUCGCUUAUCACUUCUACAUAUACACCCACAGUAUGUACAGAGUGAUGCUGUACACGUACACACACACACACGCACACACACACGCACACACCAAUGAGAUUUGCAGGGAAUCACGUUGUAUUAAAUCAUCUCAUGUAAAGCAUAAAUUCUAUAUUUGUACUACUGGACGUGUGAAGGCUUUGUAAAUUUGAUAUAACUGAAACAUUUCUUGAAUGUACAUGCUGUCGUUGUUCCUUAAAAAGAAACACGUAACAAUAUAUUUAAUGCUGGCACAAGAGAUUGGACAGGAUGUGUGACUUGUAAAGACUACUGCAAAACAGUACAAUUCUAAACACCAGCAUUUAUUAAGCUGCCUCGCUUUAGGAUUCUUGAUUUUCUUCCUGGGCCUUCAAAGAGAAGUGAUUAUCAUUUUUAAAGAAAAAACACAGGUUUUUGUAGAGAUACGUGCUUGGACAUGUAUUUAAUUAUCUUUUAGAGGACUUCACAGUAGCCGAUUUGACGUAUGUGCCUCAUUCACUCAACAGUUACCUCUAAAUGUUUGUGUCAUCUGUCAUGCGACAUUUUUGUCACAUCUUGACUAUUUCAAUACGAUUUCCUUCUAUCUUCUUUUAAAUUCCAGGCUGUACGUGUUUAUGCUUUAUUUAGAGACUGACCAGGCUCUAAACCAUUUGCCUUUUAAGGUAAGCCCGGAGUUCGGCCCGACUGUAUCGCAGUUCGUCCUAGGCGUUUUCUGGAUGCCAACGUGUUCAUGGUCACAAAAACAAAACAAAAAAAAAAUGGAAAUUUGGAUGAAAUCUUUAUGGUGGAGGCUGUUCUGAUUCUGAAGGAGGAAGCGUCUUAUUAUUUUUAAAACUUCAACCGGCAUCUGCCUCACAGAUGUACACCGGUCAGCUAUAACAUUAUGCCCACUGACUGAACAUGCCUCCAAAGUUGAAGCAGGAAUGAGGGCCAAACUGUGAUGGCUAGUUAGCCUGGUCAGAGCUCGCCCGGUCAUUGAUGCAUGCUGGCCCACGUGGUCCAAUCCAACAUACGAGCGACUGUAGCUCAAAUGGCAAAUAGAAAGGCGUCAGAGCACAGUGCACCACAGCUUGUAGCUGCAGACCAGUCCAUACAAACCCUUAUUCAUUGCACAAAGACCUACAAUGGGCGUGUGAGCAUCAGAACUCAUCGGAAACAUUUUCUUUCACAUCUUAGAGUGUCGUAAGUGAUAAACAUGUGGCACCAGGACGCAGUAUGUGAAGUCGGCGAAGCAUUGGGCGAUGUUGUGCUGGGAGACUUUGGUUCAUGCCGUUCACAUGAAAGUUACUUUGACACGUACCACCUACUUAGGCAUUGUUGCAAAGGGUAAACGCUUUUGUUGCAAAGUUAUUCCCUGAUGGCAGUGGUCUCUUUCAGCAGGACAUCGUGCCCUGACACGAACCAAACAUGGUUCAGGAACGGUUUGAGGAACACAACAAUGAGUUUAGAGUGUUGGCUCGGCCUCCAAAUUCCUCGGAUCUCAAUCCAAUCGAGCACCUGUGGAUCAGUCCUGGGUAAAUGGGUUCCAGUCCACUGCGUAAUUUUUUGGUGCCCGAUACCACGGCACCCCUUCAGAGGUCUGGUGGGGACCAUGUCUCAACGGAUCAGGGCUACAACAAUAUUAGGCAGGUGGUCAUGAUAUGAUUGGAAGACCGGGACUAUUAAAUCCUAUUAAGAUAACACAGCGCACUAAAGUGGCUAAAACGCUUGAAUAGGUAUUAGUCUCAGUUUGAUCAAUAGUGUUUCAAUGGGGCUAAUCAGGCUCUGGUAUCAAAUACCAUCGUUGUGCCUUGGAAGAGUUUAUACUGUUGCAACAUAAUUAAAUCAUAUUACUCCUGUUAUCCCAGUAUUAAGGCAGGAAAACGAAAAAAUCACUGUAUGAAAUUUCACCACAGGAAGUGUGUGUUUGUUGCUAAUGUUUAAAAGUUCUGCUUCCAUGUCUUCAGCCAUUGUGGCAUAUGUUGCACCGGUCAGUGACUUUAUGUCGUAUUGUUGAGUUGUUUUUUUUUGUGUGUAUUUGUUCGUGUGAAAGACAUCAGCUGUGCCAAAUUCCCAGAAUCAUCACAGUCUUUUCUCAGGUGUUUCAUAUUGGUUUUAUUCUCAUGAAAAGCUUCACCCCAAAAUCUGAGCCUCUUUUCGCAACAUCAAACUACGCUUUCUCAAAUCGACUACAGACUGUAAGACCACAGAUCUAAAAUAUCUUUAAACUUUAUAAGACUUUGUCCAGGGUUCCUCGAAACCUUAAGACCAGAUGAUGAGUAAGAGACAAAAUAAUGUCUUGAAAAAUGCUGCCAUCCUGGACAUCAGUAUUUUCUUUUUGUUUAGGAUUGUCUGCCCGUCAUCUGGAAUGACUGGCAGCUGAAAAGCUAUGUUCAGGGACCAAAUGAAGUCAGAAUGGCAAGGUGAGAGUAUAUGAGCAGCUUUUUGUCAUGUUUUAAUGCCCAAAGUUACAUGUAGUAACUGUAAAAUAUUAAGUCAAGGGUCAAUAAUAAUAAGAAGUAACUCCUUGCUACACCCUUCUUUUGUGGGACAGCGUUUGCAUAUCUGCAAAUGUUGCACAAUCAUUUACCCACCUCUCAAAUUCAAUGAAACCAACCUUAAUCAACUAUCAAUCCCAUUUGUAACACACUGGACAAACAUUUAAGGAACCACUUUCAUCCAAGUUCAGCAGAAAAAAUCAAAAAUUGCUGCCCGCCAAAUAAAGGCGCUUGUUUUAUUUUGAGAAAUGUUUCACAGAAUCCAAAACUUGGGUUUGAACAGCUUUAUUUAAGAAGUGUAACACAUGUUCCCAACUACAACCGAAUCAAAAUGAUCGUCAUUUAAGUGUCCCGUCCACUACUGAAUAGGAGACUAACUACAGUGGUUUGUUUGCCUGUGCUCUUAACAUUAUUACAGAUCAGAUUAAUAGUUGUUGCUGUAAUAAAAAGGUUAGCCAUGCAGUCGAUACAAUGAGACUUCAGCAGAAAGGAGCAGACAUACCAUCCAGAAAAUGUCCCUGAAAUGUACUUCUUGAAAAGAAUGGGAACACCGUUAUUUUCCAAAACCUAUUCUUUCUGUUUUGGCAACUUGCAGUUAUGUGGCGACUGUCUUUUUAUGAAUUCAGGGUCAGGUUAAGGCACACGGACAGACUCUGAGGUGUAGAGGAAGAUCAUUAUCUCAAUAAUGUAAGGCAUUUAACUUGCAUUAAAGAAAUCAGAAUGUAAAUAAUUUUCUUGGAUUAUUUUUGUAAAAUUUGAAGGAAUAUCUUAAAUGUAAUACUUAAAAUAAAACUUUUAAUAUCCAAUCAAA
Mugil cephalus (flathead mullet) is the source of this 5878-nucleotide messenger RNA. Its product is annotated as solute carrier organic anion transporter family member 1C1-like. Gene Ontology annotation, molecular function: protein binding. The record is from RefSeq and is a predicted model, not a curated record. Gene Ontology annotation, cellular component: membrane. The transcript has 15 exons. Bases 421 to 2529 code for a protein of 702 amino acids. Gene Ontology annotation, biological process: transmembrane transport; sodium-independent organic anion transport. NCBI's taxonomy places the organism in Eukaryota, Metazoa, Chordata, Actinopteri, Mugiliformes, Mugilidae.